Lindgomyces ingoldianus is the source of this 2463-nucleotide messenger RNA. RefSeq lists its product as uncharacterized. The record is from RefSeq and is a predicted model, not a curated record. The transcript has 4 exons. Bases 91 to 2292 code for a protein of 733 amino acids. Lineage: Eukaryota; Fungi; Ascomycota; Dothideomycetes; Pleosporales; Lindgomycetaceae. Gene Ontology annotation, molecular function: DNA binding; DNA-binding transcription factor activity, RNA polymerase II-specific; zinc ion binding. Gene Ontology annotation, biological process: DNA-templated transcription; regulation of DNA-templated transcription.
UAAUUUCUCUUAACCACUAAGUUUCCAGAAUUUCCUAGGCACGCAUAUUUUGGCGUCAAAGGUUGUCACCGCGACCCUAGUGCUGCAAGUAUGUCGACAGUGCUGCCCACGUCAGAGUGGGAGGCGCGUACCUCAGACAUAUCUCAGUCGACACCUUUUUCGUCCUCGCAACCUUCGAAGCCACAGCGGGUGCUAGCGUGUGUACGCUGCCAGCAGCGUAAGAUCAAGUGUGAUCGCAGAUUUCCUUGCGCAAAUUGCAACACUUCUCAUGCGCAGUGUGUGCCGGCGACACUGGCCCCACGAGGCCGGCGAAGACGCCGGCUUCCGGAGCGAGAGCUGCUGGAACGUCUUCGCAAGUACGAGGACUUACUCCAUCAAAACAAUGUAAAAUUCGAACCGCUUCACAAGGAUCCGGCUGAGGAGAAGAAAUCUACCAACACGCAGGGCGGUGAUGAAUCAGACGGCGAGCAACCAGAGGCUUCGGGGGCGGAUUGGUCGUUUCAUUCAACAGCUGCCAAGCCUGAACGAGUAUAUGAGGCCAAGAGCUUCUGGCACGCCCUAAAUUUAGGAGUCCAAGCCUCCGGCAGUGACAGCGAUUCUUCACACGAUGAGGUGCUUGAGGUGGUGGUUAAGAAGGGAUGGGUCCAGUUAUUUGGAGAAAAUGACCACCUUUUAUUUGGUUCCCGUAUUAAAAACGUCGAUCUCUCUACUUUACACCCUUCACCAGUCCAGAUUUUCAGGCUUUGGCAAAUUUACCUGGACAACGUCAACCCGCUGCUCAAGGUCACACAUACUCCCAGCCUGCAAGGACACAUCAUAGAAGCUGCUAGCAACGUGACAAAUAUCAAGCCCACCCUAGAGGCGCUUAUGUUUAGUAUCUACUGCAUGGCCAUUCUUAGCCUUGCUGUGGACGACUGCCAGGCCAUCUUUGGUUCGUCAAAGGACGACCUUUUGAUACAGUUUCAGUUCAGCUGUCAGCAAGCUCUACUGAACUGCGGCUUUUUACGAUCUAGUGAUCGCGACUGCUUGACCGCAUUUUAUCUCUACUUAGUCUCGGUUAGACCUAGUACAGUUCCUCAAUCUCUCUCCGCCAUGCUUGGCGUUGCGAUUCGCAUUGCGCAACGUAUGGGUAUUCAUAGCGAGUCUGCCUUAGCUAAAUGCACCGCUCUCGAGGCUGAACUACGCCGAAGACUUUGGUGGUCUCUCGUACUCUUCGACACUCGGAUUAGCGAGAUGGCCGACCACAAAACCGCAACGCUAGCUCCCACCUGGGACUGCAGGAUUCCUCUCAACGUGAAUGAUUCUGACCUCCGACCAGAGAUGAAAGUGCUACCGGCGGUUCAGGAGAAGUCCACCGAUGCACUCUUUGCUGUUGUGCGCAGCGAGCUUGGGGAGUUUGUCCGCCACACAAUGUUCCACCUUGCCUUUACCAGCCCGGCUCUGAAACCCAUUUUUAAGACUGCUCUGAAUGGUCUCAUCCAAGAAGCUGAUGAGUUGACUACUCUCGAGAAGACGAUUGAGGACAAAUAUCUCAAAUUCUGUGACCCAGAGAAUCCACUCCACUUCAUAGCGAUCUGGUGGACACGAGCAUACCUUGCUAAAUGCCGCCUCCUGGAACACCAUUCGAGAUAUUCAAACUCAUCUGUCCAACAGACGGAUGCGCAGUGCGACGCGGCCAUUUCCCAUGCGCUUCGCAUGCUCGAGUGCGAUACGCAGUUCAGGACCUCACCCCUUAUCAAACGAUUCCUCUGGCUAGCGCAUCUCUACUUCCCAUUUCCUGCAUACAUUCAAAUUAUUCAAGACCUGAAAAGGCGACCUGGCAGUGAGCAUGCUGAACAGGCUUGGGAGGUUAUGAGUGACAACUACGAGGCUCGGUUCGGUUUUCUAUGCAAAGAUAGCGAAAGCCCUCUCUUCAAAAUUUUCACCAAAAUUGUCCUCCAGGGCUGGGGCGCUCGCGAAGCAGCCCUCAGUCAAUUAGGAGAGCCGUUAAUGCCACCAAGGAUUGUGUCAUCCAUCAGACAGAGAGUGGCGCAAAUAGCCCAAAAUGCACAAACGCCGGACACACACCAUCCCCACGUUAUGGGUAUAGGCAUUGACAACUUUCCGAUGUCGAUACCGAUAGCCAGCAUAGGCUCCGGAGGGCAAGGCGGGUACGGAGCAAUUAGGCCGGGAGAAUAUCCUAACGCACUCGGACAGGCUCCAAUAGAUGUUGAUGUGGGUUCUUUAGACUGGGCUGCGAUGGACUCGAGUUUUAGGGGCAUGUAUCCGGGAGUCUGGGAUGCAGAGCUUUAACUUCGGAUGCUAGGGGGGAGAUCUCUAAUUUUGUUCAAGAGUAUCAGCAGAGGUGCACCUAGGACAGACCAUUGUGUACGGUAGUGGAAAUUUAGAGUGGUUUUAAAAUGGGACGGAAGGAUGAUGCCUCUGUCGAAAGCCCUUUUGUACUGCGUCAACACCUGAUUCUUG